Dipodomys ordii (Ord's kangaroo rat) is the source of this 561-nucleotide messenger RNA. It is a transcript of the gene Fau, whose product is annotated as Finkel-Biskis-Reilly murine sarcoma virus (FBR-MuSV) ubiquitously expressed. The record is from RefSeq and is a predicted model, not a curated record. Bases 112 to 513 code for a protein of 133 amino acids. Gene Ontology annotation, molecular function: protein binding; structural constituent of ribosome. Lineage: Eukaryota; Metazoa; Chordata; Mammalia; Rodentia; Heteromyidae. Gene Ontology annotation, cellular component: cytosolic small ribosomal subunit; ribosome. Gene Ontology annotation, biological process: translation. The transcript is spliced from 5 exons.
AGUGACGAGCUACGCAACCGGCCCUCAGCACGCCUGCGCACCGCGCUCCUUCCUCUUUCUCGACUCCAUCUUCACGGUAGCGGCCGCUGGUCCCGGGGUUCUGUCGCCAAUAUGCAGCUGUUUGUCCGCGCCCAGGAGCUCCACACCCUUGAGGUGACCGGCCAGGAGACGAUCGCUCAGAUCAAGGCUCGUGUGGCCUCCCUGGAGGGUAUCGUCCCGGAAGAUCAGGUCCUGCUCCUGGCAGGCACGCCACUGGAGGAUGACGCUACCCUCGGCCAGUGUGGGGUGGGGGCCCUGGCUACCCUACAGAUAGUCGGCCGCCUGCUUGGAGGUAAAGUCCAUGGAUCCUUGGCCCGUGCUGGAAAAGUGAGAGGUCAGACUCCCAAGGUGGCCAAACAGGAGAAGAAGAAGAAGAAGACUGGCCGGGCCAAGAGGCGGAUGCAGUACAACCGACGCUUUGUCAAUGUUGUGCCCACCUUUGGCAAGAAGAAGGGCCCCAAUGCAAACUCUUAAGUCCCAUGUAAUCUUGGCUUUCUGUAAUAAAGCUACUUCGCCCAUGCA